AUGGAUCAGGAGGAGCUUGGGCAAGCGCAGCAGUUGUUGAGAUGCGCCCGUCGCAUGGUGGGGCCAGCUGCUUCCCUUCAACUGCAUCGAAUGCCUGUGGCCAAUGCACCAGUGGUGGCAACCUCCAGUUGUGCACAGGUGCUGAAGUUUUUCGUGGCGCAGCCGAAUCAUCACAUCCUCAAGUUGAUAUUGGACUCGACACAGGAACACUUGAGCAGCGCCAGAGACGGCGGUUGGCUCUUUCUCCAGCUGGCCUUGGGCAUCUUCUUGGCGCUACGAGGUCGCGGGCCGGUGGCCUUGGAAGGAGUUGCACUUUCUGCUCAGCAUCUGGAUAUUGCGCUGCAAAAGUCGCGCAUCCCUUUCGAGCUUCAGCUUACCCAUGUUCUCGCACUGCUUCGAUCAGUCUUGUGCAAGCCCAUAGCAUUGUCGGAUCCCAAAGAUGUACAACACUUGUCGGUGGUUAUCCUGGAAGCAUUCCUGCAUGCUGUGCCAGGGAUGGAUCAGGGCAAGGGAUGGCCAGAAGUCCUUCGCUUCGAGUGGUUCUGUGGUCAUGACAUUGAGUGGAGCUGGACACAUCAUGGCUUGGUUUUAGACACGCCUGGCAGCAUCGGUGCCCGGCAGAGGGCGGAAACGUCGGGUGAUUUGCGGCUGGUCCUCUUCGAUGCAUCGUUGGAAGAGUGGUUGCGACCAGAAGCUGCAUGGGGCAUGGAGACAUAUACGGUGGAAACAUACCUUUCGCCUUCUACCCCAGUGGAUGCCUUGAGACGCUGGGAGAUCUCUCAAUUCAAGAAGUUGGCAGACAGUCUUUUGAAAAGUGGAGUGCAAGUGCUUUGUUGUCAGAAGUUGGUGGAUCCAUGGCUCAUGGACUAUCUAUCUUCCAAAGGUGUCACCAUACUUUGGCGUCUCUCCAUUCGACACAUUGAGUUCGUCAGGCAGCUCUCUGGAGCCACUCCUGUGACUUCCCUGGCAGCUCUUCCGGGCUGGCAAGAGGUCAUGGGCCGGGUCGCUUCGGUGGAGCUGAAGCGCAUUUGCCAGCGCGACUACGUGAUCCUCACGACUGCAGCAGGUGCCACGGCGAUCUCGACCAUGUUGGUAUCAGCUCCAGAUGAUCAUGCGCUUGAAGAGCUCAAGCAAUGCUUACCGCAAGCUGUACACUGUUUGUGGGAAACUGUACAAUCUGGCUUUGUCCUGCUUGGUGCUGGUUUGACAGAGCUUCAAGUUGCCGCAGAGCUGGAUCGUUUGGCUUCGAUGCACUUGCUCGAGAGAUGCGGAACCGCUGUAGCUCUGAGAGAAAUUGCCUCGUGCUUCAAGGAUGCCGCUGCGAGCUUGACUCCUUCUGGACCUGAAUCUCAAUGUCCAAGCACAAGUGCAGCCGGCGCAGCUAUGAUGGAUGCAGCCAGCCGCGUGCUACAGCGGUGGAAAGAAGGCAGCCUUCCUGAUGGAAUGGUUUUCGAUGCAGAGCUGCCAAAGAGAAAAGCCAUCCUUGGCGCCAUGAACUUGGCAGGGAUUCUGCUUCGCAUUGGCCGCGCUUUGGAUUUUCGGACAACACCACUUGGCUAA
This is a messenger RNA of Cladocopium goreaui, 1560 nucleotides long. NCBI's taxonomy places the organism in Eukaryota, Dinophyceae, Suessiales, Symbiodiniaceae. The record is from the annotation of a GenBank genome assembly.